Molecule: messenger RNA, 1278 nt
Organism: Belonocnema kinseyi
Lineage: Eukaryota; Metazoa; Arthropoda; Insecta; Hymenoptera; Cynipidae
Exons: 6
Coding region: 265-1101 (278 amino acids)
Biological process (GO): cell division; regulation of microtubule polymerization or depolymerization; chromosome segregation
Cellular component (GO): outer kinetochore; mitotic spindle; spindle microtubule
Molecular function (GO): microtubule binding
Source: RefSeq, a predicted model, not a curated record
GUUCAAUUAAAAUUAUCAGUCAUUGUUUAUCUCAAACUUCUUUUAGGCGUUUGUCAAGUAAAGUUACAGUUUUUCACUAAAAAUUCUGCCCAAAAUUAUGCAAUAAUAAUUUAAAUUUAAGGCAGACAUGAUAAUUUACUCCUGAAGAGAGGUUAACUACUAAUGUUUUCAUAAUUUUUACCACGUUCUCGAUGUUUUUAAAGUCUCUUUAUUUUUAGGUUUGCAACAGGUGAGGGAAUUCUGAAAAAUCAGGGAAAAGAAACAAUGGCGACUGAGGUAAUGGACGAAAUUAUUGUGCAAAAGUCUGAAAAAUUGGAGCAAAUUCAAUUAGCGACUUUACUACUUAAAAAUCAACAUUCCUUCACAUACAAAGAUAACAUUCAAGAAAAUCUUAUUCGCGCAAAAACAGAUGUUUCGCUCAUGGCAGAAGGAAUAAGAUCUUUACGAAAAAAUUUGGAAGAGUUGAAAGCUGAAAAUGAACGCUGCAAAGAAAUGGCAUCAUUGUUGGAAAAGCUCAAUAGUAAAAUCGACCACAUGGGAAAAAAUAUCCCACCCGGGAUAAAAGAUUAUUUCAAUGUCCAAGAAAAAUCUGGACCUAAAAAUGGAAAUUUAAAUCAUGAGAACGAAGAGAACGUUUCUCCCGCAAAUUUUACCCCAAGUGUACAUUCGUCGAUGAGAGACUGCAAGAAAUCUUUAUUCAACGAGCCUGCUGAAGUUUGUCCUCUUUUGGCUCCUCUCACAGAACAAGAAUUCGCUAAAAUCCCCAAAUACAUUAUUGGGAGGCAAACUUUAGAUGCUGUUAAUAGUUUAGCGUCCUCUAUUAAUCAAAUUUUGAAAGCAAAGUACACUCUCCUCUCUUUGGGAAAAGAUGGCGCGCGAAAAAAAGGAGAUUUGGAUCUCUAUCUCGAAUAUAAAAAACAACAAACUUCUGUCAAGGAAGGCGAAGGAAAAAUAUACUUUUUCACGGCCGAGGAUUAUCAGAAGCACACAUCGAGUAAAUUGGACAAAAUAAAACUUAAUAUGUUAACAGCUUUGCGUUCUUGUAAAAGACUGAGAGAAAUUAGGAUUGGAAAAUUAUUAUAUUACAUGGUUGUGCCGUAGAAUUAAUCAUUUUGUAUUUUUGAUAUUCUCUUUUUGAAUUUGAACUUUUGUAAAAUAUAGUAUUUAAGUUCUUGCUCAAGUGAAUUGCAAUUUUAUAUUUUUAAUAUCUCUUCUUUUUUAUAUGACAUCAUGCAAGAUUUCUAGGAAAAUAAUAAAUGAAAAUGUUUUUGAAUAUAA